Synchiropus splendidus (mandarinfish) is the source of this 2275-nucleotide messenger RNA. RefSeq names its product NXPE family member 3-like. The transcript has 7 exons. The record is from RefSeq and is a predicted model, not a curated record. Lineage: Eukaryota; Metazoa; Chordata; Actinopteri; Syngnathiformes; Callionymidae. The coding region runs from base 173 to 1930 and encodes 585 amino acids.
GGAGGAUCCCGGAACACAGAUGGAAGAAGAUGGAUCAUGGUAUCAGUUACACCAUAUGACUCAUCGUUUACACAUUGGAAUUACUUUUUAUUUUUUUACUGGGAUUCUCAAACACCACAGAUGCUGGCGCAGUUAGGACCAUGAGCAUUGUUUUGUAUUGACAACCCAAACAAUGAUGGAGGAAGAAAGGACUUUGGCAAAGUCCUGCAUUGGAAGAUCCUUACAAGCGUUAAUAUUUAUUUCCAUUUUCACAAUUAUCCUGUGGAACUUUGCAAAAAUCUCCACGGAUCAAAAGUAUUCACCUCCACGACCAAAGCCCAGCUGCCAGAACAACAGUACUGCAUUUGGAUUCCAAAGAGAAAAUGGGAGCAAAACAACAGGAAAAGUUGACAUUUGUAAAUUCCAACCCUCCUCCCCACACGAACUUAUUGAAGAACAGAACAUAUUCAGCUCAAUAGCUUGGCCCCAAACACCACCCCUGCUGGGUAACAAGUGCACCAACGCCCGUGGCAGUAGCUUUACUCUUCACAGAGGCACUGGAGGGCAACAGUGGCAUGUUGGCGAUGAACUGAGAGUAACUAUUACCAUGAAGGACUUCCUGGGCAAACCAAAGAAGACUGGAGGAGAUGUCCUAGUUGCCCGAGUCCACAACUCAGUUCUUCAGGCUGGUGUUGCAGGGCAAGUUAUCGACCAUGAAAACGGCUCCUACACAGCCACAUUUCCUUUACUCUGGACUGGAAAAGCAACCAUCGAGGUGACUCUUCUUCAUCCCAGUGAGGCCGUCACAGUAAUAAGAAGACUGAACAAAGACAAUCCAGACAGAGUUUACUUUAAAAGUGUUUUCCGCCUAAAUUCCAUCUCUGAAACCAUGAACUGUAAUUUCUGCCUGCGACCCACCAAACUGCCAGUGUGUGACUUCACCGACCUCCUCACAGGGGAGCCAUGGUUCUGCUUCAAGCCAAAACAGCUGGGCUGUGAAAGCAGAAUCAGCCAUUUUAUGGGAGGAUAUCAUGCCAAAAUAUUCCAUGACCCUGGUGAAGAAAAGGUUUUCCAAAUUGGUGUCAACAUGAAAGUGAAACUGAGAUCUGAAGGACCAGCGUUUGUGAACGUGCUGCCACAGAGGAAUGCUUCAUCAGGUUCAGAGAGGAACAGAACCGUAGAGAACUUGGGACAUUCUGGAUAUUACUACCGUGGAGAGUGGCAGGCCCUGGAUGGGACCAGAGUUCAGCAUUUUCAAAAGCCUGCUGCCAUGAGUAAAUGUCUCCAAGGAAAGAAGAUCUACAUGUUUGGAGACUCCACUGUCAGACAGUGGUAUGAAUACCUUGUUGAAAAACUGCCAGGUCUGGUGAAUUUUGAUUUCCACAAUGGCCCAAAGACCGGACCGUACAUGGCGACCGACAUUGCAAACAACAUCUUCAUGCUCUACCAGGUCCAUGGUCUGCCCAUACGUAUACGACCCAUCUCAGUCAGCAAGGUUCGAUACGUUGCCAAUGAGCUGAACUCCAUCGAGGGAGGAGCAAACACCGUUGUAAUUUUGGGUAUCUGGGCUCACUUCGCUUCAUUUCCUGAUGAGGUUUACCUCAGGAGACUGCAGCGCAUCCGCAACGCUGUUGUGCAAUUGUUGAACAGGUCUCCAGGCACACUGGUUAUUAUUCGCACUGGAAACAUCAAAGACCUGUCUGCUUCUGGAGCAGUAUUCAACAGUGACUGGUCCACCAUGCAGCAGAAUAAGAUACUUCGAGCUGUGUUCCACGGAGUGAAUGUUCGCUGGGUGGAUGCCUGGGAGAUGACAUUGGCACAUGAUGCCAGGUUUCUGCUUCACCCCCUGCCCCCUAUUAUCAAGAACAUGGUGGAUGUGGUCCUGUCCUACAUCUGUCCUCUGAAGGAGGGAAAGGUGCUUGGUGGCAAGAGCGCUGUGGCCGUCUCCUGAACACAACUGCUUAGAAAUGGGCUCCAAUGAAAGAGGAAGCAUGGAGGACUAAACCAAAGAAGCCUGAUGGACUCUGGAGGCAUGUGAGACUGCUGUCUCUGACAUGUUGACUGUACCUGAGAACCAUGUGGAAUUGACUGAGAUGAAGUGCAGAAGAAAUCUCACUCUGUGGGUCAUGAACUCAAAUGUACAUUUGCAGUGGUUUGACAAUAUGGUGGCAUUGGUAUAAAGCAGGAGAAUCAAAUCAUGUGACGUUGCCUUCGGCUGCGUCGUACUGGUUCCUGUGAGACUGAGCUAUAUUAAGUCUUUUAUUGCUGAUUUUACGCCUUGACACUAAUUUCAAAC